Messenger RNA from Lutra lutra (Eurasian river otter), 2576 nucleotides. It is a transcript of the gene MEOX1, whose product is annotated as mesenchyme homeobox 1. The transcript is spliced from 2 exons. The coding region runs from base 461 to 1183 and encodes 240 amino acids. NCBI's taxonomy places the organism in Eukaryota, Metazoa, Chordata, Mammalia, Carnivora, Mustelidae. Gene Ontology annotation, molecular function: DNA-binding transcription factor activity, RNA polymerase II-specific; RNA polymerase II cis-regulatory region sequence-specific DNA binding. Gene Ontology annotation, biological process: positive regulation of transcription by RNA polymerase II. Gene Ontology annotation, cellular component: nucleus. The record is from RefSeq and is a predicted model, not a curated record.
CCCACCGCAGGAUUUAAAAGUGUGUCUCACAGCCCCCGGGGCCGGCCCUCUGCAGCCACUUGCUUUGGGCUCCAAGACAAGCACUCAUCAGCGGGUGCGUCUGGGCUGCCACAGUGAAAAUGUUUAGUGUCAUCGGCGACCCAUACACAUCCAGGGGACCCCACUAACGCACGCAGGCUGGUGUGUCGGGGGCGGGGGCAGGAAGCCUGGAGCAAGGUCUGACCUAGGUGUGUGUGUGCGCACACGUCCGAACAGCUGACCACACGUGUGUGUACUUGAAGGAGAGACUUGAGUUUUGGUUUUUGUUUUGGUUCCUGGGGUGAAUUUUCUGCUGAACGUUUCCCCCUUCUUAUUUAUUUAUUUAUCUUUUUUUUUUUUGCAUUUUUAAACAAAUCUGAAUAUAAAAAAGUGUGAGAAUCCAAACUUUGAAAAGACCGAGGCGCACAGCAGCGGACGGCAGAUGGAUCCCGUGGCCAGCAGCUGUCUGAGGCACCCCCAGCCCCCGGGUCCCGGCUGGGGCUGCCUUCGAAAUCCCCACGCUGAAGCCAGUGGGGGCUCAGGGCUGCCCCACUAUCCGCCAACGCCGUUCUCCUUCCACCAGAAACCCGACUUCCCGGCGACAGCGGCGGCAGCGUACCCCGACUUCUCGGCCUCCUGCCUGGCAGCCACCCCACACAGCCUUCCCCGGGAGGAGCGCAUCUUCACUGAGCAGCACCCCGCUUUCCCACAGCCCCCCGACUGGAACUUCCCCAUCUCAGAGGCCCGGCGCAGGCUCAACCCGGGCCCAGCUGGGGGCUCCAGGGAGAUGGGGGCCAGCAGCCCAGGCCUGGUGGACACCACGGGAGGCCCCGGCGAGGACUACGAGGUCCUCGGGAGCACUGCCCAGGAGACGGAGAAGAAGUCAACCAGACGGAAAAAAGAGAGUUCAGGUCAAAGUGUGGUUCCAGAACCGGAGGAUGAAGUGGAAGCGUGUGAAAGGGGGUCAGCCUAUCUCUCCCAAUGGGCAGGACCCCGAGGAUGGGGACUCUGCCGCCUCUCCAAGUUCAGAGUGAGAUUCUCCACGGAGAAAGACAGACUGAGGACCAAGCCCCCUACCCAACUACCCACACCCCUGUCCUCACCCCAAUCCCGCCUUCACCCUCUCCCACCCACCCCAGGGCAACCUCUCUACGUCUUGCAAUAACUCUUAAGCACGAAGCUGUCCAGCAUCCCUGGGAGACUGGAAGUUUUCCAGAAAGUUCUAUCCAGUUUUGCUCUGUCUUAGCAGCCCCUUCCCAAGGCCUUUGCUUCUCAUAGUUCUCAUGGAAUCAUACAGCAGCCCGACUGGACCCAUGCAAAUCUGGGGAACAGCUCCAGGCACACUGCUGCUCGGGGUGUCUCGGCUGCUGCCCCCUCUCCUGCUACCACCUCCCUCCGACACCAGUGAGCCCUCCUUCAGGCCUGGAUACCACCUGAUCUGCUGGGAGAGGAGCCUUGGGACCAGCUAGUGACCUGGGAAAGCAAAUGCUCCAAAGGAAGGAAAUGACUAGAACACACCUACACACACACUCUAGACCACCCUUCCUUUCUGGGUUCUGUAUCUGAGGCUUUGGGGAGCCCUCAGGUGUCCCAAAACCCCAGGGAGAAUCAGUAUGAGGAGAGUUGAGAAGAGAAACUCAGCUGCUGCUCAUCAGAAACCCAGUCCAAAGUUGUUGGCUAAGUGAGUAAGUUUGUAACACGGGCUGGAGGAAGACUGUCGGAAAAACAGCUGGUGUGGGUGGUCCCCAUGCGGGCCUGUUCACACGGGCUUGACUGCGUGGCUGAGAACAGACCCAGGACAGCUCCUGCCUCUUCGGAGUCAAAUUGGGGACACAGCUGGGACUGCUGAGCUGUGCCCCUGAGCCACAGAACAGCUGUUCUUCUUAAGGCCACAGUUUGGGGAUUGAACACCUAUCCAGAUGCUCACAUUUUUGAGUUGAGGGCUGGAAAGUGUCCCCCAUGUUCUGAGGAUGAAGAGAUCGUACUAAGCCCUGUGAGUGACAGCCUGGAAAUGUGGAACCUUGCUGUGGAAGUAGCCUGUGCUUUCAACAGACUCUGUCUGCAAAUGGGGACAAAAAAAACAAUCCCCUUUCUCCACAGAAUGCAUCUGAGCCCUUCCAGUGUGUUCCAUGAUUGCUGUUAGGACAGGAGGAGCUGCUAAGCUUAUGUAUGAGGACCACCCAGAUCUUUUGGGGUGACGCUCCAGGACAGACGGCCAGACAGCCUGGGGUGACCUGAGCCUUGGAGAGAGACCCCCGUCGGCCUCAGUGCUGUGUCUCCCGAUACCAACUGGAGUUGCAGAGGGAGGUCAGCAAGAGUUUGGAGCUCUUGUGUGUAGAUUCAGUCACUCAGAUGUAAAAAGAACCCCAGGUCCCCAUCCUGAAAGGACAACAGCUCUGGAAAAUGAUUGCCAAAUGAGAUGGCUGGUUAGAGCACGUGUCAUUUUUUUUCUAAAGCAUAUUUCAUAUAUUUUCUUAAGAUUACGUCAAGUUAACGGUGCAAGGUUAAUUCACUUAGUAAGAAAACUCUUGGAGAAAUAAAAUCAAUAGAAGAGGAUA